UAUCCCCUGUGCUGGUCUUCGGGGCAGGAGUACAGUGGACCUGUCCUUGUUGUAGUGUCCCGUUGACUGAUAAUCAUGUCUGCUCUGUUCUGUUUAGCUUUAUUGGCUCUCUCCUCCCUGGCAGCCGCAUCUGACCCAGGCUGUGGAGAGCUGCUGAAACCUCUGGAGGUUCGAAGUCAGAUUUCUGGGAAAUGGAUUUUUCACGCUGGAACGUCCGACAAUGAAAAGUCCAUGAAGGAUCUGAAAACCAUGGAAAGCUCCUGGAUUGAACUCUCCCCCCUACCUGAGAGUGACGACAUGACCCUGAGCUGGGGAGACAAAGUUAAGGAUGGGAAAUGCUAUUAUGGAAGUGUCAAUUCCACCUUAGCUGGAAACGCCACCAGAGUGACAUAUAGCUAUAACUUCUCCGGCCAUGAGCAUGUCGGCAAGAACUUGAUGACCUGCGCCGAGUGCCUCCUGUGGACGGACAACUCAGAGGCCGCGGAGAACGGUGAAACCAGACACAGCCGAAACCUCUACAUCUUCACAAAGUCUGGGCAGUUGGACGACUCUGAUCUGGAGGUUUUCAGGAAGCAGGCCGCGUGCCUCAACUUCCCGGCGGAGUUCCACUUUGGAAAACUUACAGACCUGUGUCCUGCGGAGAAGGAGGCUGCCGCAGACGUAGAGGAAGAACAACAAUAGAGCAAGAUGGAUGUUGAUGGGACUGUGGUCAGCGUGAACCUAAAAUCCAUCUUGAGCAUCCGUUAGAUAUUCGUGCGCCACUUGUCUGUAUCACAGAUGUCUUACUGGAUGUGACGCGUCUAUUUACAGUAUAUCUAAAUCUAGCAUGUGUGUGUUAACAAUGAAAAGAACUGAUGUAUAAUGUUCAAUUCAUAAAUCAUGCCGCAAAUAAAGCUGAACAAACCAUG
This is a messenger RNA of Scophthalmus maximus (turbot), 908 nucleotides long. RefSeq lists its product as uncharacterized. The record is from RefSeq and is a predicted model, not a curated record. The transcript has 6 exons. Bases 76 to 681 code for a protein of 201 amino acids. Lineage: Eukaryota; Metazoa; Chordata; Actinopteri; Pleuronectiformes; Scophthalmidae.